AUGUCAAAAGAAACAAAGAGAGAAAGCAUUAAUGAUAAUCUUGAAAUGAUUUUAUCAUGUAAACAAGUUCGAAAAUUACUCAGUAAAUUUAGUUUUGAUUAUUAUGAAAUAAGAUUGUGGAAAGAUCAAAUUGAGAUUCCUAUUGGAGUUUCAAUGGAACCCUUUGUUAUACGUGAAGUUAUUCUUCAUGGUUUGUACUUUCAACAUUUAAAAUUGUACCCAGAGUUUGAAUGUAAAAAAGGACAAAUACCUAGCUGGGUAAAUGAAAGAGCUGCAUCUGUUGAACCCGGAAAACUCAUACCUGGAAUCACUAAGCGUUAUCCAGAUCAUAUAAUCAUCUAUAAAGUCCAAAAGCCUCCCAAAUAUAGGGAUCAAACUACAAUGCUUGAACCACUAAAAAUUAAACCAAAUCAGCGUUUCCUAUAUCAUGGAGUUCGUACCUCAAUUAUCAUUCCUUUUUUUAUUGCAUAUGCAAGACCAUAUUCCAACGCAAUAAAUAAUGAAUUUGGCCCUGGCAUUUAUUGUACACCAAAUUUUGACGUUGCUGUUGAAUAUUCUGGAAGAAAUGGUGCUAUUUUUGUAUAUGAUUGGUCAGAUUCAGGAGGUGAUAGUAUUACCACAAAGACUCUAAGUGGUAAAGAAUGGGCAGAUACAGUUAAGGGUCAUAUCUGUAUUGCAGACAUUACAAGGCCAAGUCCACCAUUACAUGAAGAAGAUAUUAUUCAAGGACCUAUUACUAGUAAUAACAAUAGUAUUUAUUAUCAUUAUUGUAAUCCAAUUCAAUCAGAAAAAUUCCAAAUUGUUGCAACAACCGAUAAUGGUAUGAAUGCAUUGGCAUCACGUUUAUAUGGCAUAAUUUAUCUUUGUUAA
This is a messenger RNA of Rhizophagus irregularis DAOM 181602=DAOM 197198, 870 nucleotides long. RefSeq lists its product as uncharacterized. The record is from RefSeq and is a predicted model, not a curated record. NCBI's taxonomy places the organism in Eukaryota, Fungi, Glomeromycota, Glomeromycetes, Glomerales, Glomeraceae.